Balaenoptera acutorostrata (minke whale) is the source of this 2974-nucleotide messenger RNA. It is a transcript of the gene SQLE, whose product is annotated as squalene epoxidase. Gene Ontology annotation, biological process: cholesterol metabolic process; sterol biosynthetic process. The transcript has 11 exons. NCBI's taxonomy places the organism in Eukaryota, Metazoa, Chordata, Mammalia, Artiodactyla, Balaenopteridae. Bases 905 to 2629 code for a protein of 574 amino acids. The record is from RefSeq and is a predicted model, not a curated record. Gene Ontology annotation, molecular function: flavin adenine dinucleotide binding; squalene monooxygenase activity. Gene Ontology annotation, cellular component: endoplasmic reticulum; membrane.
CCCAUCCUCCGCGGAGGCGCACGGGGCCUGGACAUCAACUAGGGCUCCCGGCGGUUACUCUGGUUACUGCCGAAGCGCCGCGCUGGAAGGCUGCCGCCGCCCGCGAGGGAUGCUGCUGAGGAGUCCGUCGGGAGCUCCCGCCGCCGCCGCCGCCUCCUCUGCCCUCUAAGGGUAGCGCUGUGGAAACUGCCGUGCAGCGGCUGGAAGGUUCGGGGGCUGGUUCCUCGGGAGCCGCGGUGAGGUGGAGGUCUCGAGGUAGGGGCUGCGCUUCCCUGCCCUAGAGCCGCAGUCUCCAGUCCGAGGCCAUCUUUGGUGGGCGAAGGCGGCCCCGGCGAGAGAGGAAGCUCACUCCUCACCGCCGCAGCCCUUGCGCUUUCCGAUCCGGCUGGGCCAUCGCUGUCGGACGAGGCGAAGCCGCAUUUUUCCCAGCGCGAGAUAUUUCUUUGAUGUUUCUCCCCCUGUUCCUCUUCUGAAAGGGCACCUGCUGCUGGUGAGAGAGAAGAGCAAUUUUACUGCACGACGAGCCAGCAACAAAAUUUAAAACAUCAUCCGGAAUAGCCCCCAGGACCCUCCUCGCCUUACAAAAAAAAAGGGGGGGGGGUGGGAAAUACAUGGAUUGCUUGAAAGGGGAGAGUCUGGUCGGGAGCUGUUGGAGCAGGAAAUUUUUAAAUACUGUUUUUUAAAUCCUGGAGAACGUUCCCCUCUUCUGAUACUUUUAUACUAACUUUAUAUGAUUUUGUAAAUUAGUCCGAUUUGAAUUGUAAUCCUGUGACGGUGUUUACUGGACUUUGGCCGGUCCCCCGUGCUACUUUUGGCAACACAUUUUGGGGAGAAACACCAAAACCCUACCAGAAAAGAUCGGAUCUGAACAUUGACCCGGUGUCACCGAAGAAGCCUUUAAACCAUGUGGACUUUUCUUGGCAUUGCCACUUUCACCUAUUUUUAUAAGAAAUGCGGAGACUUCGUUUCUCUGGCCAACAAGGAGCUCUUGCUGUGCGUGCUGGUGUUCCUGUCGCUGGGGCUGGUGCUGUCCUAUCGCUGUCGCUACCGGAACGGGGCCCUCCUCGGGCGCCGGCAGAGCGGCUCCCAGUUCGCGGUCUUCUCGGAUAUUCUCUCAGCCUUGCCUUUCAUUGGCUUCUUCUGGGCUAAAUCCCCCCCUGGAUCAGAAAAUAAAGAGCAGCUCGGGUCUAGGAGGUGCAAAAAAGGAACCAGUAUUUCAGAAACAACCUUAAUAGGAGCAACUGCCUCUACGUUGAUAUCUUCUCAAAACGAUCCAGAAAUUAUCAUCGUGGGAUCUGGUGUACUCGGCUCUGCUUUGGCGGCAGUGCUUUCCAGAGAUGGAAGAAAGGUGACAGUAAUUGAGAGAGAUUUAAAAGAGCCCGACAGGAUACUUGGAGAAUUUCUGCAGCCAGGUGGUUAUCAUGUCCUUAAAGACCUGGGUCUUGAAGAUACAGUGGAAGGUAUUGAUGCCCAGGUUGUAAAUGGCUACAUAAUUCAUGAUCAGGAGAGCAAAUCAGAGGUUCAGAUUCCUUUCCCUCUGUCAGAAAACAGUCAUGUGCAGAGUGGAAGAGCUUUCCAUCAUGGAAGGUUCAUCAUGAGUCUCCGGAAAGCAGCUAUGGCAGAGCCCAACACAAAGUUUAUUGAGGGCACUGUGCUGCAGUUACUAGAAGAAGAUGAUGCUGUGAUGGGAGUUCAGUACCGGGAUAAAGAGACUGGAGACAUCAAGGAACUCCAUGCUCCAUUGACCGUUGUUGCAGAUGGACUUUUUUCCAAGUUCAGGAAAAACCUGAUUGCCAAUAAAGUUUCUGUUUCUUCACAUUUUGUUGGCUUCCUUAUGAAGAAUGCACCACAGUUUAAAGCAAAUCAUGCUGAACUUAUUUUAGCUAAUCCGAGUCCAGUUCUCAUCUACCAGAUUUCACCUGAUGAAACUCGAGUACUUGUUGACAUCCGAGGAGAAAUGCCAAGGAAUUUAAGAGAAUACAUGACUGAAAACAUUUACCCACAAUUACCUGAUCACCUGAAAGAACCAUUCCUAGAAGCCACUCAGAAUUCUCGUUUGAGGUCGAUGCCAGCAAGCUUCCUCCCUUCUUCACCAGUAAACAAACAAGGUGUUCUUCUUUUGGGAGAUGCAUAUAACAUGAGGCAUCCUCUUACUGGAGGAGGAAUGACUGUUGUUUUUAAUGAUAUAAAACUAUGGAGAAAAUUGCUGAAGGGUAUCCCUGACCUUUAUGAUGAUGCAGCUGUUUUCCAGGCCAAAAAAUCAUUCUAUUGGACAAGAAAAACGUCUCAUUCCUUUGUUGUGAAUAUCCUUGCUCAGGCUCUUUAUGAAUUAUUUUCUGCCACAGAUGAUUCCCUACAUCAACUAAGAAAAGCGUGUUUUCUUUAUUUCAAACUUGGUGGAGAAUGUGUUGCUGGUCCAGUUGGGCUGCUUUCUGUAUUGUCUCCUAAUCCUCUGGUUUUAAUCGGACACUUCUUUGCCGUUGCAGCCUAUGCCACAUAUUUUUGCUUUAAAUCAGAACCUUGGAUUACAAAACCCCGAGCCAUUUUCAGUAGCGGUGCUGUAUUGUACAGAGCGUGUUCUGUAAUAUUUCCUCUAAUUUACUCAGAAAUGAAGUACUUGGUUCAUUAAGCUUAAAGGGGAACCAUCUGUGAAUGAAUACUGGGAACUUGCCAAGUCUGAAGAGACUUGGAAGAGAUGUACAUAGCACAGUACUAUACCGCUUUCUAAAGUGGGAACUCUUGGACCAAGAUUGGGAUUAAUUUGUUUUUGAAGUUAUUUGUACAUAAACAUGUAAAUAUAUACUUUAAUUUGCAAUUUCAAAUGAAGGGUAAAAUAAGAUAGAUAUGUAACAGAAAUGAUUGUUACCAUAAAUUAGUGCUAACACUGAGGAACUGCAGUUUGUCUUUUGAAUUCAGUAUUUGGGAUGAGUUAUUAUGGGACAUGCAAAUAAAAUGAAGAACGAACUCUCAUGUC